Molecule: messenger RNA, 10041 nt
Organism: Podarcis lilfordi (Lilford's wall lizard)
Lineage: Eukaryota; Metazoa; Chordata; Lepidosauria; Squamata; Lacertidae
Source: the annotation of a GenBank genome assembly
CAUGGUGCAACAUUUUAUUGCAGGUUGGAGUUGCAUUCAUUCAUUUCCUUUCAUUCCCCAGAGCACUGGUGACACAUACGACUCCCCACUGCAGUGGGCACACUCCAAUGCUGACUUCCAGAGCCAAAGGUGCAGCUCAGCCUGUUAGUUGUCUUUCUGGUAUCUCUAAGCAUCCAGCCAGAGUGCCAGCCAUCAAGAAGCAGUAUGCGUCCAUCAGUGCCAAGUAUAAAGGUGAGCUGUGGGAAGAGAUGGGGCAAGAGAGAGAAGGAGAUCAGGAAUACAGAGGUACCCAUAUCUUUGCCAAUCUGGAUGUGUUCAACAGCAUUGUUGAAAGACCCUCUGGCAUCUGGUUAGCCCCUGUGAGAACAGGAUGCUGGACUCGGUGGGUGGCUGGCUGGCUUGAUCCAUCAGGGUUCCUUUUUUGUUCUUGUGGAAACCUACAUUUCUCAGUCACCAUCACAACUUUCUUCCAAGAGUACUGCUAGCAUGCGAGACAGUGCAUUGUUAAUAAAUAAUUCCUUGUUAAUAAAUAAUAAUAAAUAAUAAAUGUUAUUUAUAUCCUGCCCUCCCCAGCCGAAGCUGGGCUCAGGGCAGCUAACAACAAUAAAAUAAUACAACAUUCUAAAAUCAUUUCAUUAUAAAAUUAAUUCAAAUCAAAUUGAUGGCAACCAUUGGGCUAGAGUUCUGUGAAGAUUGCCAAAGGAGGGAGUCAGGCUAAUAAUAUUUUUUUUCCCUUUUGUUUUCCUUUUCCUGUGGCUGGUAUGUCACCACUGCCGUUGUCCUACCAGGGUAACGCUUGUUUAAAGGGGAUGAAGGAAGGGGGUUGGGAAAUUACAGGCAGAGCAUAGGUGGUUGAGUAAAAUGGGAAAUCUUCUCUGGCUUGAAUUAUAGUCCGAGCCACAGAAGAAUUCAGGUGCCUUGUAAUGCUCAUUUCCUAUUGCAAUGCAAAUAUCCUGGCCCAAGGCUAGCGAGAUUUUACCAGAGGGAGAAGAAAAGUAUGUUGUGGGACUUCCAUCAGCCCCAGCCAGUCUGGUUCAAUGGUCAGAGAUGAUGGGAGUUGCAGUGCAGCAACACCUGGAGAUCAAACACAUCCAUUCUUAAGGAAAUUAGCCCUGAGUGCUCACUGGAAGGACAGAUCAUGAAGCUGAGGCUCCAAUACUUUGGCCACCUCAUGAGAAGAGAAGACUCCCUGGAAAAGACCCUGAUGUUGGGAAAGAUGGAGGGCACAAGGAGAAGGGGGAGAACGACAGAGGACGAGAUGGUUGGACAGUGUUCUCGAAGCUACAAACAUGAGUCUGACCAAACUGUGGGAGGCAGUGGAAGACAGGAGUGUCCGGCAUGCUCUGGUCCAUGGGGUCACGAAGAGUCAGACACGACUAAACGACUAAACAACAACAACAACAACACCUGGAGAGCUGUAGCUCCACAACCCAAUAUAUUAUUCAAUAUAUUAUUCAACACAAUAUAUUAUUCCAUUUUGCCCUUUUACUAUUACCCAGUGUGGCAGCUCAUAAUCUGCAAAUGCUAAUGGUUCCGGGUUGUCUUCCCAUUAUUUUAUUCCCCCCCCCCCUUGUGGUUCUCUUGCAGGGCCAGGACUUGGGAAGUAUGGUAGGCAGCCUCUCACUGGCAUUAAGGACCAUGACUUCACCAAGUAUGCUGAGCCAGCCUACACAAUGCGUGUGAAAUCCAGUGAAAGAUGUAAGAUGCUGACAAGUUAGGUUCUGUGUUAUUUGGGUUUUCCCAACAGUAUUAACUGACCCACAGGGUGAAGCUGGCUAAACAACUGUUAAAUUUGCUGGCAAAACAUUUGAACAGAGAUUGACAACCUGUGUUUUUGGGACUCUCUAAUUAUCGGGGCCACAGUUGGGUAGACCCACCUCCAAAUAAUUCCAUUGUGACACAGUGUCAGGAAGCAGGUGUAAAUAGCUUGUUUCAGAGGGAGAGAUUCUGAUGAACUUUGAACACGUUUGGGCUAUGCCAGGGUCAGGUAAUUGGGGAGGGGGACUAGAUAGCUCUUGACUUAGGAAAGCCCUCCUUUGUGAGACAGGGGUCUGCCUUGGUUCUUGGCAAAAUCCUUUCUCUAUUCUUCCUCCUUCCAGUGUGCAUUACUAGUGUUUUAUUUUUAUUUCUAAGGAACUGGCUAGCAUAGGGUGAAGUGUUUCUCACCCCACCACUUAAUUCGCUUUCUGUUGCAGAAGAUUAUUGGGAAGAAGGCUAAGAUGCUCUUUUUGCUCAUAUAAGAAACAGUUUUAUAAUUUUAUAAGUAUUACCUUUUUUUUUUUACAAAGCUCCAUAAAUAUUUAUUUUUCUUGCUACUUGCUACUACACUGAGAAUGAAAUGCAAAAUGAGAGAGCUGUUUUUAAUAUUGUGUUUUACCAGUGUAUAUUGAAGAGCCUUCCAAAGAGUGAAUUUAUAGGGCAGUCUAUGUAACUUGCUUACAUGUUACUUGCUUUGCGUAAGUAAGUAAAUAAAUAAAUAAAUCCAAUUUAGAUCGCAGUUUUGGAUUUUGUCAGCUUGGGAUGACUAAUGUACCUUCUAACAUGCCUAUCAUCAAACCACAUCAAACCACAUAUCUCAAUUGAUAAAUGUAGGCUACAUUGAUUAUGUUCAUGAGCUCUGUGCAUCCCUUCCUCCUCCAUACCCAGGUGAUUCAAUGUAGGAAAGGGAGAGUGAGACUGGGCUGCUUAGGUAUCGUUUUCUAUCCUAACCUCUUAUUUGCUGCAUGCAGCACCAUUUCUGUUCUGCUACAGUUUGUCUCCUGCCAGCAAAUAUGUUAUUUGUCUUGUUGUCUGCUGGUGGUGAAAUUAUGGCACUUCACAUCAGUCUCGAGGUUGAGGGUGCCUCCUGCCCACAACACAUACGCAGAAUUUCCUCUAAGAAAAAUGCUGGUUCUUAGCUCUCUCCUCCUAAUCUAGAUGAGCACCACAAGCCAAAAACCACUUUCUUGGGAAGAAGACUCACUGAACUCACUCACUCAGAAUGCAUAAGAACCAGGCUCUAAACUGCUUUUUUUCAAUGUAUUAUUUAUCCUGUAAUAGGAAUGUUUCCCCACUAUUCUAUUCUCCUAUAAACCAGAUGGGAACUAAGCUGACCUCCUUUCUCUCAUUUGUUUGCUGCUCUUGCUCCAUGUAUCAUUUUUACAGCACUUCCAGCCAACUUUAUCCAACCUCUUUGCAAGUGCAUGAGUGAAAUAUUAUUAUUAAUAUUAAUAAUUCAAUUUUUAUAUAAUCUUUUAGCAAAAGAUUUCAGGGUGGUGUACAACAUUAGGAACACAUUACAAAACAUCAAUGAUAAAACAUACUAAAAACAUAGUAAGAAGCAUACUGACAAACAGUCUAAUAGUAAAGGUAAAGGGACCCCAGACCAUUAGGUCCAGUCGUGACCGACUCUGGGGUUGCAGCGUUCAUCUUGCUUUAUUGGCCGAGGGAGCCGGCGUUUGUCCGCAGACAUGUGGACCAGCAUGACUAAGCCGCUUCUGGCAAACCAGAGCAGUGCACGGAAACGGCGUUUACCUUCCCACCAGAGGGAACCUAUUUAUCUACUUGCACUUUGACGUGCUUUCGAACUGCUAGGUUGGCAGGAGCAGGGACCGAGCAACGGGAGCUCACCCCGUCACGGGGAUUCGAACCUCCGACCUUCUGAUUGGCAAGUCCUAGGCUCUGUGGUUUAACCCACAGCACGUCCUUAAAACAUAGUUUUAUAAAAUUAAAACAUAGUAAGAAGCAUACUGACAAACAGUCUAAUAGUAAAGAACCAUAACGGUCCUUUCUUGCACUUUCACAGGCCAUAGAUUAUUUACUAGCCAUAAACUUUGGUAAACUGGAAUGUUUUUACCUGAUGUCUAAAGACAUGCAAUGAUGUCUACACCACUUUGUUUGCUACCCAGGAGCGGAACCACACUUUAAAUCAAACAUGGAGCCAAGGAAAUGAACUCAAGUCCAGCAUCCAGGAGGGACUCCAUGUUUAUUGUAACUAUUGCAAUAGGGCAGAGAUCAACUUAACGUGGUUGUCCUCUGCCAUGAGGAGAAUUAGAACAAGGCUUAUACAGGCAGCACACAAAGAGCCAUAAAAAACAUCUAAACAUUCUUAAAACAAACAUCCUUCUACAUACAACAGGAAAGGUUACAGGUCAUGAGAAGUAAAGCACACAUGGCUCCUUAUUGGUAUCCUCACCCCCACAAUAACCUUGCAGUGGCCUACAUGUGCCCAGGCCUUUGGCCUCAAAUGUCCCACUUCUGUCACCAUUGCCCUGGCAACCAGGUCUUCAUCAGUAUUGUUUACAUUCCAGUCCCUAUUUCACUUCCCUUCAUUCCUGAGCCAUCUCAAAAAGUUUCUACUUGGAUUUACACUUUGAUGCUAAUGAGAACCAGUGCUUUUUUCUAUAAAAAUAGGUGCAUGUACUCACCACGAAGUUGUUACAGUAAGUGCCACAUUUUUAACUACAAAAAAAGAGUUACAGGUACUGUGUAUCCUUGAGUAACACCUGAAAAAAAAGAACUGAGAACAACAUCCUUAAUGACCAUUUGUACCAUUUUCAGGGUAGAUAGGGUUUCUUGUUUAUGGCCUAGAGAGCAUAAGGUUGUAAAAUGCAGGCCACAUGAACCUCACACAGAAAACAAAUAUUUCCCUUUCUGCAUUCUAUCCAAGAGGUGAAAUGCAGUUAACAGUGAAACAAUGAAGAACUAUAUAUAUACACACACACACUUGGGUCUCUAAUUCUUAUAUCAGCACCAGGUGAGCUUCUCUGGGGAAAGCAUUCCAUAUCAGGGACCCAGCAUAGAAAAGGUCCAUUCUCUUGUUGCCACCCUCAAAAUCUUUCUGGGAGGAGUGGCAUAGAGAAGGAGCCUCAGAGACUAGAACGGUGCAGGUCUGGAUCAGUUUGUAUGGGGAGAAGUGGCCCUUAAGGGUCCUGAGCCGUGUAAGGCUCAACAUUAGCACUUUGAAUUGGGCCCGGAAACUAAUCGGUAGUCAGUGCAACUGUGCCAGGAUUGGUGUUAUAUGCUCAAACCAUCUUGUUCUGGUGAGCAAUCUGGCCAUUGCACCAGCUGAAGUUUCCAAACCGUCUUCAAAGACAGAAUAUGUAUAACAUGUUGCAGUAAAUCAACCUAGAGGGUACCAGAGUAUAGGCCACAGAAGUGAGGCUAUCCCUGUGCAGAUAGGGGCGUAGCUGGGCCACAAACUGAAGCUGGCAGAAGGCUCUCUGUGCUACUGAGGCCACCUGGGCCUCUUGGGACUGGGAAUGAUUUUUGCCUGGAGAGCUUAUGCCAGUGUUGGCAAUUUUGAUCUAGAUGGACUAAUGGUUCUGAUAUAAGGCAGCUUCCUAUAUUCUGAGAAAUGACAAUGGAUUCCAAAGCUGUGACAUGAGCUGCUGUCGUAGAAUCCUAGUUCUGUAAUUUGAAUGACUGCUAAAAAUACCAGAAAAUUAAAGUUUGGUUCAAUUACCCUUACCCUUUCCCCAUACUUAAUAUAGGCUGUUCACUUUUUUAAAAAUAAUGCUUUUACAGCUCUGUAUGCCAACCUAGCAGUUUGAAAGCACGUCAAAGUGCAAGUAGAUAAAUAGGUACCACUCCGGCGGGAAGGCAAAAGGCGUUUCUGUGAGCUGCUCUGGUUCGCCAGAAGCGGCUUAGUCAUGCUGGCCACAUGACCUGGAAGCUGUACGCCAGCUCCCUGGGCCAAUAAAGCGAGAUGAGCGCCGCAACCCCAGAGUCAGCCACGACUGGACCUAAUGGUCAGGGGUCCCUUUACCUUUAUGUUUAUCUUUUUAACCAUUAAUUCAUCAAACACCUUUUUUAAAUGUGUGCAUGCGUAAAACUUCUAAAGUCUGGAAAAGGAAAGCUUUCCAUAUGUAAGACAGCUUCCAAAUUAGCCUCUGUUCUUAAAAUGCAUUUUUCUUUAGUCUUUGGUAAAAUUUAGCAUGGUAGGUCCUUAGCAGCAUCAAGGUAAAGCCUAUUGGCCAUGACCACCUGGCAGAUUAUUUUGGGACCUAAAAAGGAGCUAUCUUAAGACAGGUAAUAAAUUAUACAUUGUACCGGGAAGAGACGAUGACCUCGUUGGGGCUGGGGCAAGAGGUUUUUGAAAAGAGCCAGGACAGGGAGGAGAUCGAAGCAAGCCCAGCGCCUGUGCCCCGAGCUCGGUGGGUGGGCAGUCCCUGCUUCGAGCUGCGGAUGUGAGGGAAUAGUAGAAGAGGGAAGAAAGCGUCGCCGGCGCCAUUUUAGGAGAUGGAAAUAACUAGCGGAAGUGCCUCCAUGUAGAACUCCAUGGUGGAAGAGAGGAAAAAAAGCGCAGCCAACAUCAUUUUAGGAGAGGGAAAUGAUCCCAGGGACGCUGUAAGCAGCAGUUGCUCUGUUUCCAGUCAAUAAAAAUUGAUUGCAAGGUGUGCUUCAUGGCAUAACUUUCACGUGCAAUAGAGGCCUCGAUGCAGUGGCGAUACAUAAAUAUCUUUAAAGGUGCCACUAGAGGGCGACACCUAACAGCAAUCACCUUGUGGUCCUGUGAACACUAAGCAAAAUACUGAGAAGCAAAUUUAUUAGAAACCCCUAAACUGGUGUCUUGUCAUUACUGGGAGGGGAUUCCAAUUUUUGUGCUUCUGAUGGUAUCGUGUCAUAUUUAUGUCUGAUAAUUUCGAAAAGCAAGCAAACCACCCCAAACCAAGGAAACCACCACAAACAGAAACUACUUGAAAAGAACCCAAAGAAAAAAGCAAAUUCAUUAGAAACCCUCAAACCAGCAUAAACUGAUAUGCAAAUAUUGUGUACAUGUUAUGUUUCUAGUUAUUUUGCUUUUCCUUGUGUUGCAUGUUCAGUUUAGGGUGGUUCCGCUUCUCCUCAAUGAUUAUGACGGUUUUUUCUGUGGUUUGGGUUAUUCUGCUUCUAUCGUGUUUUGUGGAGAAUUUGGCAUUUUGGCGGUGGCUUUUCACCAUUUUUGUGUCUCCUCCGGUGUUUCGUCAUUUCUGGGGUGGGUUUCCAAUUUUUGCCCUUCUGAUGGUAUUAGUGUCAUGUUUAUGUCUGAUAAUUUUGAAAAGCAAGUAAACCACCCCAAACAAGGGAAACCACCCCAAACAGAAACUACAUGAAAAGAACCCAAAGAAACAAGUUAAAUACUGAAAAGCAAUUCCACCAGAAACAACCAAACCAGUGUAAACUUAUCUGAUAUGUAUUGUGUGCAAGUCAUGUUUCCAGUGAUUUUGUUUUUCUUGGUGUUGUUUGUUCAAUUAAGGGUGACUCUGCUUCACCUCAAUUGGUUUUAAUGAUUCUGAUGUUUCUUCUUUGUUUUGGGUUAUUCUGCUUCUUUCAAGUUUUGUGGUGAAUUUGUCAUUAUGGUGAUAGUUUUUCAUUGUUUUUGUGUCUCCUCCGGGGUUUCCUUGGUUAGGAGUGAUUUGCUUCCUUUUUGAAAUUAUAUUAACAUAAAUUAAUUAAAUUUAUAUUAACAUAAAUUAAUAAAUUAAAUUAACAUAAAAUUGACACAAUACCAUUAGAAUCACAGAAAUCAGAAAUCUUGUUUUGUUUAGGGUUAGGGUUAAGGUUGGGUUGGGGGUUCUGUUUCGUUUAGGGUUAGUGUUGGCGGUAGCAUUAGGGUUAGGGUGAAGCUUAGGCUUAGAGUGUAUGGUUUAGGGUUAGGGUUAGGGUUAGGGUGUUAGGGUUAUGGGAAGAGGGUUUGGGUUGGGGGGAGAUGGUUAAGGUUAGUGUUAGUGGGGAAAGGUUAGGGGUUAGAAUUAGGGGAGAAGGUAAGGGUAAGAUGAAGGGGUUGUCAGGGUUAGGCAGAGGCUUAGCGUUAGGGUCUUGUUUCGUUUAGGGUUAUGAUUAGUGUUUAGUUGUGGGUAAACAUAUCAGACGACACAGCGAUUCUUCAAACAGCUCUUGUUUAUUCAGAGGCCAGAACAGAACUGAGCUGAAAGGUUCAGUCAGCCUGCUUAUAUAGAGCUCCAGUACACAUAAUUGUAACAACUUUCUAAAACUAUCCAAUCACUGAACGUCACUUUCAAUCCCUUAUUUGCAUAACUAUCUACAGUAUCCCCCUGCUGGCCCAGGGUCAGGACUUCAGUACAUAACACCCCUCCCCACCGAGAUAAGGCGUUAUUUACAAUCGUAAUGGUUUCCUUAUAUACAGCACUACACAGCAGGUUCAAUUAGGCACAAAAGCAUAUUGGUUGCAUUUCACAUACUUCCAUUAGACCAACAGUAUUACAUGUCCAACAACAUAGUCCUUUAAAUAAGUUGGGCGCUUGGAAACUCUGCCAGACUGCCGGGGAGCGGUACCCAGGUCCGGUGGGCUGCCUGAUUCUUGCUGAGGCUGUGGAGCGACCCUAGAAACCAAGUCCACUGGAACCGCUGCUGUGGGUGGAACCUCCACAAGUGGAGUUGGUGGAAUGUCAGGCACGGCAGUGGUCUGAGUCUGUGGGAAGUCUGGCAGACCCUCUGAAGCGGCUUGGUUCGGCUCCACGCCUGCAGUUUGUGAGAGAGGUGUAGGUGGAGCCUUGCCAUCUGUGUCUGUUCCAGAGCCAUGAGCGCAGUUGGGGGCACUGCGGUAGUGUCCAAGUCCCGAACCCUGCGCCUAAGCUGGUCUAUGUGCCGGCGCCACAAACGUCCGUCUUCGAGUGCCACCUGGUAUGAGCGAGGUCCAGUGACUCCCACUACUGCGGCUGGCACCCAAGGAAUGUCUCCCACAAAGUUCCGGGCAAAGACCUGGUUUCCUGGAACAAAUGAUCGUGGCGUGUUGACACAGCCUGGGGGUUCGGCCACGGCAAAGUUCGGGUGUAGCCAGUCGAGCGGAGACCUGAGGUGGUGACCCAUGAGCAGUUUGGCAGGACUCCGCCCUGUGGCCGCGUGAGGGGUGAUGUUUUGAUGUGCUGCACGAACAAGUAUUCAGCAACCCACUCAUGCCAGUCUCCCCGGUCCAAGCGCACUAGUGCCUCUUUUGCUGAGCGCACCAUUCUCUCCGCUUGCCCGUUGCGGGAUGGAUGAAAUGGUGCCGUUAGGGCAUGGCAGAUGCCCAGUCCCAAAAGGUAUUGCUCAAAAGUGCCUGAGGUGAACUGCGGUCCUUUGUCAGAGAUGAGGACAUCAGGACACCCAUGUGUUGCAAAGAGGCCUCGCAGCACCCGUAUAACUGCCUGGGUAGUGGUGGAGGGCAUCAGGGCCACCUCCAGCCAUUUGGAAUAGGCGUCCACCACUACCAUAAAGGUCCGGCCACGAAAGGGGCCAACCAGAUCGAUGUGCACCCUUGACCAGGGUGUCUUGGGCGUCUCCCAGGUGUGUCCCUUAGCUGCCGGUGGCGCAGGCCUCGAUUCUUGGCACGCUUCACAGGCGGAAACCCAGGCAGUGAUGGCAUCGUCCAUGUUAGGCCACCAGACGUAACACUAAGCCAACGCCUUCAUUUUGACGAUUCCCGGGUGGCCAACGCGCAGAGCUUCAAGGACGCGUUGACAGAGUCUUUGGGGAAUCACGACGCGGUCUCCCCACAGCAGACAGCCACGAUGAGCCGAGAGUUCGUGUUGUCUGGUUGCGAAGGGCUGGAACACCAAAAGGGCAAAAGGCCCUUGUGGCCACCCCCUCCACACCCAGUUGAGCACAUGGCUGAUGGUGUGAUCCUCGGCAGAUGCGGAGGCCACAGUGGCAGCCGAUACAGGCGCUGCCGGAAGAUCCUCAGUCAGGAGAAGCGAUGAAGCAGGAGCCGGGUCUUCCACAAAUGCUGCAAGAGGGCAACGGCUGAGGGUGAGGGCGUCGGCAUGGCCCAUCGAUUUCCCCGGGCCUAAUGGUAGGCAGCCAGGAAAACAGUCCAUCGCAGCAUGUGUGGUGAGAGGACCGGUGGAGUUGGUCGAUCACCGGCGAGGAGGCCCAGCAGUGGCUUAUUGUCGGUGAUGAGGUCGAAAGUCCUGCCGUAGAGGUAUUCAUGGAACCUCUUCACUCCAGCCACAAGUGCCAGUGCCUCCUUGUCGAGCUGGCUGUAAUUCCGUUCAGUCAGAGAUAGCGUCCUGGAAAAGUAGGCGAGCGGUGCUUCUCUUCCGUCUGGAAAACGGUGACUAAGGACAGCGCCGAUGCCAAAAG